AAAGGAGCCCCCCCAAGCCCCCAAAAAGUUAAAGAAGGGGGAUGCCGCGAAGGAUGACCCCCCGGUGGUGAUUAUAGAUGACCCUCCGGAGAUGCCGACGGCGCAGGUGCCGAGGGGGGUCCGGGAGCCAUCUCUCGAGGUCCUCACGCUCUCCCUUCCGGCUGGCACGGCCGUGUUGAAUGGCACGGCUGACCCGAGGGCGCUCCUGAGAGGUAUAACCCUCGAUAUCGACAGGGCAGCUCUCGGGGCCGAUGAUGAUCAAGCCCUUGAAGACAGGAUCCUCCGGUCUUCCCUCACGACUUGCGUUGCCCUCGGGGAGCAGUUCCGACGGCUGGAGGAAUGGCGCCUCCACAAAGCUAGGCAAGACGCCAAGAUGAAGGAGCUGAUCCUUAGGGACUCCCAGGCCACGAAGCUGAUGGCCCAGCUUGAGGAGGACCUCCGGCUUGCG
Molecule: messenger RNA, 448 nt
Organism: Cuscuta europaea
Lineage: Eukaryota; Viridiplantae; Streptophyta; Magnoliopsida; Solanales; Convolvulaceae
Source: the annotation of a GenBank genome assembly